AUGGACGAGCUGGUCUCGCUCCGAUACACGGCCUCCCAACUACGGUUCGCUUUCGUCGUCCUCCUCGAGCAGGACGCCAAGCCCCGCACGCUGUACGAGAAGUACGAGACACACUUGAUGAAAGAUUUCCUCGACAGGGGUCUCUCCAAGGACACCGCCCGCCAGGAGCUACAGCGAACGCUCAAAGCAUCCUGGCUGGCCCAAGGCAACACUGAGGAAGCCUGGGUUCUACACUCCCCCGCUCACCCCACCACUGCCCGCGGCGCGCCCGUGCCCGACUUCACCCAUUGCACCCCAGCAACAGCGGCAUCAGAAGCCAACAGACUGUGGAACCUGAUCAAACGAGACCCGGAUCAGUCCGGGGCCGCCAAAGACGUCAUCGACGGCGUGCGUUCUGGCGCGUCCAAGCUCAUUUUCUGCCAGGGUCGAGCCGGCUGCGGCAAAUCCACCCUCGCCAAGUACAUCUCCUACUACGUGCGGUCCCUCGGCAAAAGCUGCGUCAACGUGGCUUCAACGGGCAUAGCGGCCUUAAACUUGCCAGAUGGGGCCACCGCGCACUCGACUUUCAAGAUCCCGAUAGAAGACGCAGAGCACCUCACCUGCCGCCUGGGGCACUCCUCCGCGGGCGCCCUCACCAUCGCGGCCGCUGCCGUCAUUCAGUGGGACGAGUGGCCAUCUUGCAAACGCGCUGCCUGGGAUGCGGUCCUCGACUACCUCGCGCUCCUGCAGCAGGCUCGGCCAGACAUUUACGUCCCAAAAGUCAUCAUCACCUACGGGGACUUCCGCCAGAUACCGCCUGUUCUGAAGCACGCGUCUAGACAGGAUGUCCGCGCCGCCAGCGUCACAACGUCGGCUUCGUGGCCCUCCUUCCGCACUUGGCAACUCCGCACCACGCACCGACAAAUCCACGACAGUGACUACGCUUCAUGGAUCGAACGCAUCGGCCAGGGCGAGGUUCCGCACACGCACACCAUUGAUGGCGAACCCGGCUAUAUCGAGCUCGACCGCUGCUCCGUGACCCACACCAUGGACGACGCCAUCACUCAUUGCUUCCCACACAUAAACGACCCCGCCGAGUGCGCCGAUCGGAAGAUUCUGACAGCAACGAUUGAGGCGAGAAACACCUUUAACGACCGUAUCCUGGAUACUCUGACGCGCACUUAUCUGCUGCACGAGUUCAUCGCCAAAAGCUCGGACGCCAUUGAAUACGACUCCAACAACGACACCGUCGAAGAUCACAUCACCGCCGAGUUCCUCAACCUGCAGGACGAGAACGGAGUCCCCCCACACGCUCUCCGGCUCGUUGUUGGCGGCCUCUACGAGCUGAUGAGAAACUUCAGUCCGUGUGAUCGCUUGAUGAACCACACGCACGUCGUGCUCAAAUCGGUCUACGAGAAACACGUCCUCGUGGAGCGGCCAGCUGGCAACGCGGUCCUCGACACGUCCGUGCCGGUGCGCGCGCAGCCCGACGUUGGGGACCGCAUCCGCGCGUCCCUGUACACGGUGAACGUCACGAUCGAGAUGGUCGACACGCCGACGAAGGCCAACGCGGGUUCUCGCCUCGCGCUGUCCGACGGCAUCAGCAUGCGCAGCGGGGCCCCCGCCAACCGCCACGGCCUCACCACUACAGUGAAGAGGGCCACCGACCUGCUGAAGUUGAACCAGCCACCCAACGGAGUAUGCGUUUCCGCUGAAGGGCUCCAGCCACCGCAGGCCGGGCAUAACCCUACCUCCGGGAGGAGUUGGGCCUGGGUGGUGGCCGCCUAUGGCGACAGCGCCAGAGCCGCCUCCCUCGCCACGGAGUACGUGGCGACCCGCGCCGUCGACAUCAUCACCCACUGCUUCUUGAAGGCCGACCUCCACGUCCCGGCGACUGACACCCAGUGCGCCUGGUCCGCCAAGUCCACGCUGCUGAACAAUCGGGUGUCCAUCCGCCGCACGGGCUCCAUGACGAAUGGCCAGACGUACGAGCUCAACGACCUGAUCAAUUUCGUCUACACGAUCCACCCGAACGUCCCGCCCAAGGUGGCCCGCGCACUCAAGGACUUCUUCGACGCGUACCCGUCCAUCAUCACGGAGGGUGCAGGCCCGGCCCUCGUAGGCCCCGCCUCCACGACCGUGCACCACAGCACUUCCGCUGCGGCCGCAGCGCCGAAGCGCGGGGUGAAGCGGCCCCCGGCGCCCAGCGCGGCGAAGAAGGCCAAGAAGCGCUGA
Molecule: messenger RNA, 2214 nt
Organism: Prorocentrum cordatum
Lineage: Eukaryota; Dinophyceae; Prorocentrales; Prorocentraceae
Source: the annotation of a GenBank genome assembly